AUGGCUCUCACUUUCCAUAUUUUCGGUAUAAUCCCCCCAAACACCCGUCUGCGGAUGAAUGAUCUCCAGCAGUUAGACCUUCACGGCCUUGCACCUGCGAAGGCGGGCCACCAACUCGACCACAUCGUUGCCCGCCCUUGCCCAAACAAAAAGAAAGAAUUCGAGAAAAAACACCCCGGCAUCGGCGGCUUCGGCAUCUUCCUUGCUAUCUUCUUCCCCGUCACCGCAGCUACUGCAAUAGGAUACUGGGCCUUCUCCAAAUGGGACGGCAAAUUCGGCCGUAUCCGACUAGGCGAAUCACAGCCCGAAUCGCUCUUCGCAGGCAACUCCCCUCUCAUUACCAUCCCCGUCGCUAUCGUCGCUGGAACAGUGGCGGUUAUAACCGCCCUCCCACUACUCUUUUCUAGCCUCUGGCGAAGCUUCAAAGGAUAUACCCGCCUAUCCAAUCCCUGGGGACAGAGACAGAGACCAUAUGCUUCGCGAGACGCCUUUGCUGCUCGUAGGGGAGAAUAUGUUGGCGUUGUUGAUGACGAGGAUGAGCAUAACUAUCUCAGCUCCGUUUGA
This is a messenger RNA of Nannizzia gypsea CBS 118893, 564 nucleotides long. RefSeq lists its product as hypothetical. The transcript is spliced from 2 exons. NCBI's taxonomy places the organism in Eukaryota, Fungi, Ascomycota, Eurotiomycetes, Onygenales, Arthrodermataceae. The coding region runs from base 1 to 564 and encodes 187 amino acids. The record is from RefSeq and is a predicted model, not a curated record.